AUGGCAACAGACAAGCCUUCUGAUGAUAAUAAGAAAGAACCUAUCAAACAGGAUAGUGAAGAGUCCCCAUUGGGUUCGAGCCCUGAUGGAGACGGCGACGGAGAGCCGGCAGAUUCGGGCGAGCAGGGCCAGGCCCUCCCCACCCCGGAGGGCCAGGCGCCCAAGCGGAAGGGAGGUCGAAAGCCGAUUUACGCGACCACAGAGGAGAGGAAGCAACGAAACCGCCAGGCUCAGGCAGCUUUCCGGGAGCGGCGGACCGAGUACAUCAAGCAGCUUGAGCAGACCAUCAGUGUCCAGGAGCAGACACUGGCGAAUCUGAAUGCAGCCCACCGUACCGCCGCGGACGAAUGUCUCAUGCUGAGAUAUAAGAACUCCCUGCUUGAGCGCAUACUCCUCGAAAAAGGCAUUGAUGUGCAAGCUGAGCUUCAGGCCAAGCAUGGCAGCCCCAAUUUUGGCCCAACUCACAUGCCUCAGAACAUAAUUCAGCCGCCGCCAAUAUCGAGAACGUUACUGAAUAGACACCACUCUCGGAGGUCUACCUCCAGCAUCGCACCGAAGCUUGAGCCUGGUUACAGCACACUACCUCCGAUACAUGGGGGCAAUCCCCCAGCGGGAUCUCCUAAAUCUCGGCCGACGCCUUCGUCGCAUGCGGCAUCUCCUACGACGACCGAGGGUUUUGGAAAUUCACCGGCGUCAUCUGAGAACGUCGGCCCUGGAGGCAUGCGGCCUGGGAUGCCGUCCGCCGGAAUGAAGCAGCCAAUGGGCCAAAUGCCAGGCCCAUCACGAAUGAUGCCGCCCAUGCAAGGAGGCCUUGGUCAACACUCCGGACAAGGGUCACAUGCAGGCAGGAUGGCGGCGCCGAAUGUUAGCAAUGCGCCGUUCUACCAGACACCCGCGUACCAAAAUCAUAUUGAGCAACUCGAGCAAGAAUACGAUGCCGCAGCUGAUAUGAUGGACGAGGGUGGCGAGGCACCAGAAACGCCCUCCGGACCGGGUCCCUAUCCCGGUGCUGGCUAUGCCGCCGCCGCCGCUGCUGCUGCUGCUCAACAGCACCAAGCUAUGAGCCCAACGACGACAGGGCCAAUGGAGCCGAAUGCCGCAACAGGGCAUCCACAGGGGCAUCAGCAUGGACUUUCAAUGACGCAACUGCUAGACCCUUCGAUGGAUUGGGACCCCUUCGGCUUGAGUGCCAGCAUGGCUUUCCCGUCAUCAUUCUCCUUCGACACGAGCAACAUGAGAUGA
This is a messenger RNA of Diaporthe amygdali, 1242 nucleotides long. RefSeq lists its product as uncharacterized. Gene Ontology annotation, cellular component: RNA polymerase II transcription regulator complex. Gene Ontology annotation, molecular function: DNA-binding transcription activator activity, RNA polymerase II-specific; transcription cis-regulatory region binding. Bases 1 to 1242 code for a protein of 413 amino acids. The transcript is spliced from 3 exons. NCBI's taxonomy places the organism in Eukaryota, Fungi, Ascomycota, Sordariomycetes, Diaporthales, Diaporthaceae. The record is from RefSeq and is a predicted model, not a curated record.